Molecule: messenger RNA, 972 nt
Organism: Racocetra persica
Lineage: Eukaryota; Fungi; Glomeromycota; Glomeromycetes; Diversisporales; Gigasporaceae
Source: the annotation of a GenBank genome assembly
AUGGCUCCUAAACCAAUUUAUAAAAAAAAAUUAAAUCUAAAAUUCUAUUAUCAACAAUAUUUUACUAAUAAACUUAAAGAUGAAUAUAAUCUAAAAGAACCUUUUUCAAAUCAAAUACUUAUAUUUCAUAUUGAAAUACGAAAAAUUAAUGAUCAAAAAAAAAGUGAAUUUAAAAAUAAUUUUAGAGAUGGUUAUAAUAGAGAUUAUUUUUUUACGGCCGUUCGACAAUAUACUAAGAGAAAUCGUGUAAAAAAUUCUAAUAAAGGUAAAUCCGAUGAAGAUGAACUAGCGCUAUCAAAAGAUUAUCCUUCAACUUCAGCUCAAGAUCCGCUUAACAAAAUACCCAUCCUACAACAAGAAUCAGAUAGACUAGAUUUAGAUAACCAAAAUUUAAAUGACCAAAAUUUAAUUAGAAAAUCCAAUAUAUAUCAAACAACAGAAAAGGCAUAUGAAGAGCUCAAGAUUGAAUAUGGAGUUCUUGUGAAGAAUCUUAAAGACCUUGAAAUUAAUCAUAAGAAUACCAAAAAAGAACUUAAAACUGCCACGAAAGAAAAUACGAACCUUGACAAAAAACUCACACUAAAUAAACAAGAGCUUGCAACUGCCAAUAAAGAAAAUGUGAACCUUGACAAAAAACUCUCAUUAAAGGAACAAGAGCUUGAAACUACCAAUAGAGAAAAUGCCAACCUUGACAAAAAACUUUCAAUAAAAGAACAAGAGCUUGAAUCUGCCAAAAAAGAAAAUGCAAAUCUCGACAAAAAAUUCACUCUAAAGAAACAAGAGCUUGAAACCGCCAAGAAAGAAAUCAUGAACCUUGACAAAAAACUCUCAAUAGAUGAAAAAGAGCUUGAAGCUGCCAAGAAAGAAAAUGCGAACCUUAACAAAAAACUCACAGAAAAGGAAUACAAUUAUGAAGAAUCGCAAACAAAAAUUAAAGACCAUAACAAAAAAAUAAAAUCUCUUAAAAAAGAA